Lathyrus oleraceus (garden pea) is the source of this 2619-nucleotide messenger RNA. RefSeq lists its product as uncharacterized. Bases 757 to 2460 code for a protein of 567 amino acids. The record is from RefSeq and is a predicted model, not a curated record. Lineage: Eukaryota; Viridiplantae; Streptophyta; Magnoliopsida; Fabales; Fabaceae. The transcript has 3 exons.
CUUCUAAGUAUCAAAGGCAAAAGAUCCAAAUUCACACAUAAACAUGCUUACACUAAUCCAUUUUUGUUUAACUAUAAUUAAAUUUGGAUUAAAUAUUCCAUAUAUAAGGUUAAUCUAACAGAAUUUUGCGGGGUGGUGAAUCAUUUUCCACAGCAUAACAGAAAAUCCCAAAAUCACUCUCUGCAAAAUCACUUUCUGCAAAAUCACUUUCUGAAAAAUGACUUUCUAAAAAAUCACUCUCUCUCAAUCAUUUUUUUCUCACAAUCACUCACGCAAUUCUCGCCACUCUCUCACAAUCACUCUUCACACCAUAACCGAAAAAACCAAUUCUCUCUUCUCUCAUUUUUGGCUCUACAGGCUCUUGCUCAAAUUCAUCAAGAUUUCAUCAAUUAUUGUGGAAUUUGUCUGUUGAUUCGUGAUAUGCAGGUAAACGGUGAAUUUCUGUUGAUCAAGAUUGGAGCGAAACGGUGACCGGUUCGUGUUAUUGCCAAAACCUGCUAGCUGCCGUAACAGCCGAAGAAACUACUCGAUCGGUGCUUCGUUGAGCUGGAUUAGCUUCGUCAUCCUCCUUUCACAACCGAUUCCUGCAUCUAUUUCGCCGUCUCAAGCUUCAAAUCGCCAUUUCCGCAACCGUCAUCAAGAAAGGUACCUUUAGUUGCUCAAUUCCUUGCGAACUUUUGCUUUGCGUUGCUUAAGCAACUUGCAUUGAGGGACCCUUUGGAUCGAGAUCUUGGCUGAGAGACUUUCUAUUCAGAGAUGAGAAGACCCGGCUUGAAGGAUGAUGUUGCUUACAGUUUCUUUGACCCGGAUAUCAGUGUGUUGAAGGAUAUGAUAGCGUUGAUCACUCCUGACCAUGUGGGGUUGUUUCGUGCGGUGUAUGGGGGUAUUCUGAAGAUGGUUUUCAGGCUCAUGGACAGAGACAGGAGCGCCAUCCAUACUCUACUUCAGUUUUACGAUCCCGAGCUGAGAUGUUUCGUCUUCCCCGAUUACGUGCUAGGGCCGAUGUUGGAAGAUUAUGCUGAUAUUUUGAAUAUCCAGAUCAGGGAUCAAGUUCCUUUCCGUGUUACUAAGGAAGAACCUGAUAUUGGUGGGAUUUCCCGUGCUUUCUAUCUGAGUCCAGAGGAAGUGAAGAGUAAUCUGAAGGAGAAGGGUAAGCUGCCUGGUUUUCAUCUGAGUUUCCUAGAGGCUAAGGCUAAAGAGCAGUCAGAAUUGGGGAAUUGGGAAGCUGUCUGUGCUCUGGUUGCGGCGAGCAUUUAUGGGAUCAUUUUGUUUCCCAACCAGAAGAACUUUGUGGAUAUCAAUGCCAUCCGCCUGUUUAUUCGAAGGAAUCCUAUCCCUACAUUGAUUGGAGAUGUCUAUUAUUCGGUUCAUAACCGGAAUGAGAAGAGGCGUGGGGGUUUGAUUCGAUGCUGCGCGCAGUUAUUGGUCAAGUGGUUUAUGGGUUACUUACCAUCCAAGGGUGCUUUUGUUCUUCUGGGCCAGAAUGUUACUUGGGCGACCAAACUGAUGGGCUUGAGGGCUAAGGACAUAGAUUGGACUCACAGUAGUGGAGUUGGACAGGACUUUAUCUGCAGUUGCAGGGGUUUUCCUAAUGUGCCGCUUAUAGGGGUUCAGGGUUGCAUCAAUUACAACCCGACACUUCUUAAGAGGCAAAUGGGAUUCGCUAUGGAGCUUCCACCGUACAAGAGUGAGAUUCAGGAAUCUGUGUACUUCCCGGUUGAGGGUAACCAGGAUAGGGUAAAGCAGGUAUCCGAUGCAUGGCGCAGCAUUCAGAGGAAGGGCAAGGCUUCCUGGGGUAGAGCUAACAACAGAUCUUUUCCUCCGUUCGAUGAUUGGCUCAGAAAGAGAGUGGAGCUUACUUGUCUACCAUUUCCUAUGGUCGAUCCGUGGUAUCCGUUGGUUGAGGAGACUCCUUCUACUGUUAGUAUGGAUGAGUUCUUAGAGAUGAAGCGGGAACGAGAUCAGCUACUUGCAGAGAAGACGGAAUUGGAGAUGAGUGUUGCUCGGGUUCAGAGAGCUAAUCAGGAGCUCAAAGCGAAGAUGGAAGAUCAGGAUAAGCGGCAUGCUUUGGAGACCAAGCGAUUUGAGAUGGAUACAGCCUAUUAUGGGAAGAUCAGCCAAGCUUUAGCAUCGUCCAACCGGGAGCAUGACAUCACAAAGGAGAAGCUGUUCAGAGCAUCAAAGGUGAUUGAAGAUGAGAAGAGGAGGCAAAUCCUAAUCAGGGAUCAGAGAGAUGAGAGAGCCAGAGUCCUCGCUGCAGAGUGGGAAGCGGAAAAGGCAAAGAUCAGGGCCGAGAGAGAUCAUAACAUGGCAGAGAGAGACCACUACUUCAGGCAGAUGAAGAUUCAUCAGAAGGAAGUUGGAAGACUACAGCAGGAGAACAUAGAGCUCAGGUUCGCCGCAGAGUUCGCAAGGAUGGAAGGCGAGAUAAGGCCAUCUGUGGGACCCUCAUCUAGCUAGAUCCUUCAUUUGUGUUGAAUUACCGUCAGGCUUGUUGACGGAAUUCACUUUGUCUGUAUUUCUUUUCUAUUCUGGAGGAUUGUAUUUGAUAUUUGAUCUGAUGUAUGACUAUUGCACCGAUUGUGCACUUUUUGGUUAUGUAAUGAUGGUUUCUAUUCA